AUGAGGAAGCCAAGUACACUUAAAGCAGAAGCUUGGUUUAAUGGUUGGUUGCUAUAGUAACUUUAAGUAAAUGAGUUAAGAGAUGUCAGAGAUUUCAACUUAUAAAUUAGCUGUCAUUCUUUCCAAUAUGACUAAACCCAGUUUGGUGAUUUCAAUUAAUCACUCGACAUAAUUCUUCGUUGUUCAUAAUAUGUUAACAACUCACAGUUUAAUUUAUUUUAAUUUUUGAUUUACAGAUUUCAUUGAACAUAGCGCAGAUUGCAUACCGAACGAAGACAAAUACUGUCUGCCAAGGUGCUUAACUAAAUGGGAGGUUUACCUAACCUACGUUGACGACGACCUUAAAACUGCUGGCAAGCACCCUGUCUCUUGGGCAACCUUCUCUCGAAUGUGGAAAAAACAAUUCAGGAAUGUGAUUAUACCAAAGGUACGGAUAAAAGUUGAUGGCAGUCCAAAAAGGGUUGACAUAAGGCUCCAUAUAUGAGCAACCACACUAAUUUUAACCUUUCUUUUAAAUAGGAAAACAAGUUUACAAAAUGUGGUGUCUGUGUGACCCUAAAGUUAUGUUACAACGGAUAAGGAUAAGAGAAAGUCAUUGUCAUUUAAAAGAAAGGUGCACAAUGAACAACAAAUGUAAGUCUAUACUAAGUUGUGCUACUUGUAAACAAACUUGUCACCACAAAUUAUUUUGCACAAUAGAAUUUCGGUUCCCUGAGUUAUACUGAUUUCUCUACUAUUUUGAAAACUGAGUCUCCUCCAGUGAUACUUUUGAGUACUCCCUUUCAGGUUGUUUUCUGAACUAUCAAGGUGCCGGUGUAUAUCUGUUUUUUUUUUUUUCCUGUAUCAAAUAGGUGUUACUGUGAUUUGUCCUAAUAGUUAUGCCACAAACGUUUUCUCUUAUGUCAUUCAAGGGCUGAAAGAAGAGCGUAUUAUAGCAAUUGUUUAAAGGCUGAACUCGAUCCGGACCAGUAUCUGUCCAUUAUAAUUGACGAAGCUGUAAUUGUCGGCCAAAUUUGUUCCCUCAUGGUUCCUAAACAGUUCAGAAUGAACAACACAUGCAUGAUCGAGGUGGUAAAUUGAGAAUGAAUUAGAAUUCCCACAUAAGCAACGGUAAGAAAUACAUUCUUAUUUUAUAACUUAUUGUUUCUUCAUAGGAUGAAGCUUAUCACUUGUUGAGAACCGACGUCACCGGGGCUAUUUCGCAUGGAGACAGUAGAAUUUUCAGCUUUAUAGACUUAAUGCGAUGGCCACAUGAUUCGAACCUGACGUUGAAUGUCCUGUUACAGAUAUUUGUGGAACUAUCUGAGGUACCUAAGUUAAUCGAUCAAUUAUUCCUGAAAACUGACGAUUUUGUGUUUAUAGAACACGUUAAAAUUGAUAAUCCUGGGUCUUACUUCUAUAACAUGUUUCACCCUGCUAACAGAGUCGCUUCGAACUUUCCCGACUUGUCUAGCAAAGAUCGAAGUGACUCGAUCUGCUAGCAGCGUCAGUACAAGCCGUUAACCAUGGUACUGAUGCUAAUUUGUAAUUGUGAUUGUUGUUUUCCACUUAUCACGGCAAACCUUCAUAAGAACAGUACAAGACUAAGCGCAUCAUAACCGUUUUGAUGUGGUUUUUCACUGUUUUUUUUUUUUAGGAAGGACGCUUACCCCCGUUCCUAUUCCUACAGAUGGAUAAUUGUUAUCGAAAAUGCAAGAAUCGCUAUAUUCUUGGCUUUUGUUCGCUUCUUGUAGAGAAAGAGAUUUUUCAGGAGGUAAGUGCCAAAGACAACUAUAAAGUAACAGCGUCAGCUGUAAUAGUAUAAUUCGAUUGAUUUAGCCAAGAAUUUCCACGAUACGUUUUCCCUUCGGUCAGAAAGCGCUCAAGUAUGUAGUUCAGUUUCCUUUCUUUUUGUUCUUUGUAAAACCAAAUUUUUUUCGCCUUUUCAGGUUCGCCUGUCUGUUCUUAUGGUAGGUCAUACACAUGAAGACGUUGACCAGGUAAGAGCACUGAUUUGAAUUAACUUUGCAUUCAAAUUUGAACGAGAAUGCUGGUUUAACAUGAAGACCUAACAACUUUUUAGCUCAUAACUUGUAAUGUGUAAGGAAAAAUGCCUAAGGCAGACGAGCUUAUUUUUCAUCCGCUCUUUAGAAUUUUCCAUUGCACAAAGAAUAUCUGUUACUCGGAUAACACUUAAUGCUGUCCAAAAAUAAUUUCCCCUUUAAGUUCAAGUAAUUUUGCUCCAGUGAGAGGCAAAUGGACCAUAUGCUAAACAAUAAGGGAAUUUGUUUUGAAACUGUGUACUAAAACAAAAGUGAUGACGAGAACUGAAUAGAAAGCUAUAAAACAUAAGUAUAAAAAAUCUACCCAAUUCCCAACAUGCCUUUUUUCCAGCUGCAUCAAUAUUCAUUUUCAUGCAGUCUAAUAAAUUUCUUUUCACCCUUUCAUUUUCAGUUUUUAAGUAGAAUUUCAAAACGACUCCACAUGAAGGACUCGAUGACGUUGCCCGCUUUAGUGAGGAACAUCCAAAAAGCCCAUACCCCAGCUCCAGACGUCCGCGUGAUAGAAUUCAUUUUUGAUAUUAAGGCAUGGAUUGAACCACUCCUAAACAAAAUAAAAAAUCAUGUGUACCCUCAUACGUAUAGAUUCUUUAAGAGAAAUGGCCAAGUCCGAAUGAAAUACAAAAACUGGGCAAGUGAUGAGACGUGGCUUCCGGAGGGUCCUGGGCAACGCAUGUUGAGCAGUACACCACGGGGAAUCCCUCCCCUAGUCAGGCCUGGUACAAAGAAGUUGUUGCCAAUCAAAGACCUGGAGGAGUGCGUGAAAAAGUGCAAACGCUUGACACACGAAGACAGGCAAUGGUGGUCCUCUUUUAUCCUCGCUGAGAAAGCAUUCCGUGCGAAAUGGGAAGCUGCUUCUGCCAAAUUUCUCAGUGAGGGUAAAAGAGCAGAGUGGCACCUCAACAAAUUGAAGAGGCAUCGCCCGAUUAAGGAAGCUACAACAACCGACCCGGACCAACAACAGCGGGAAGAAACCCUGAAUGAUCUUCUUAGGAAAGCCGAUCAUUUCCCACAAGUGAGUCAGUAAUUUAGUACUUAAUGCACAAAUGUGGUCUUUCAUGGUUUUUUUGUACAGGCAUUGUGACAUAACAUUCGAACCCCGUACAUUUGGGCUCUAAGGUUACCAUAGAUAGUAUUGGUAAAAUAAGGGUGUCUUGUAAUAAGCGUUGAAGUCAAAAUUAAUCAACUAUUGAAACAAUACCAAAUAAAUAAAACAAAUCAUUAUCCCACGAAGACGUUAUCAUCCUAUCCAUUCAGUGCAAUACAGUUUAAUAUGUCCGUGAAAACACUAUUGACAUACAACGGAACUUGUAUAGUAAUCGGGAGAACAAGUUGUUGACAAAAUAGUGAGAAAUUAAAGACAAGACUUUAUCAAACCUAAAAUACAGAUACAGUGCUGCUGUCAGCCCCUGGUCGCCUUGAGUUUUUGUAAGUUAUCAAUGAAAUAAUUUAUGUCUGGCUUGGGGAGAAGCGUCGGGAGCUUCAACUUAAUUUUCAUUUUCUACAUUUUUGCUGACAGGUCACGGUGCAGGAGAAAAGGAAAAACAGAGGCGACGGUGCUCCAAGAAAAAGGCAGAGGAGAUCUAAAGAGAGCAUUUCCUCUUAA
Messenger RNA from Porites lobata, 3645 nucleotides. Lineage: Eukaryota; Metazoa; Cnidaria; Anthozoa; Scleractinia; Poritidae. The record is from the annotation of a GenBank genome assembly.